ACCACGCGUGGACGUCCCCCUUAAAUCGCCUCUUGUGUCCUCUGGAGCGUCAGUCCAUCAUGUCCCGUCCGGACGCGCAGUUCAUCUGGACAGAGACCGGCAGAGCUCGUCCACAGGACCCGUGUGCUCUCGUUCAGCUCCGCCUGUCCGCACUCGCGUAUCCCGCUGAAGACCAGAGCACCAUCGCCCGAGCGCGGAGACGCCGCAGACUGGCCGCUAACGCCCGCGAGAGGAGGAGGAUGCUCAGCUUGAACUUGGCCUUUGACCGCCUGAGGAGCGUCAUUCCCAGCGUGGAGAGCGAGCGGAAACUGUCCAAGUCUGAGACGCUUCAGAUGGCGCAGAUCUACAUCAGCACUCUGAGCGAGCUGCUGGAGGACAGAAACGGUGACCAGACAUUACUGAUGAUGGAGGGACAAGAGACCAAACAAGAGCAGAAAACUGUUCCCACCUGCAGGACAAAUUCAUACGAGGGGGAUUUCGGGCGUCCAACCUGCCGUGACCCUGAAACACCCGAACUCUUACAGAUCAACCUGCUGGAGAGAAGCAAUGGGGCCAAAUAA
Molecule: messenger RNA, 560 nt
Organism: Xyrauchen texanus (razorback sucker)
Lineage: Eukaryota; Metazoa; Chordata; Actinopteri; Cypriniformes; Catostomidae
Gene: atoh1c
Product: atonal bHLH transcription factor 1c
Exons: 1
Coding region: 60-560 (166 amino acids)
Molecular function (GO): protein dimerization activity
Source: RefSeq, a predicted model, not a curated record